Messenger RNA from Manis javanica (Malayan pangolin), 4515 nucleotides. It is a transcript of the gene GFRA2, whose product is annotated as GDNF family receptor alpha 2. Gene Ontology annotation, molecular function: glial cell-derived neurotrophic factor receptor activity. Gene Ontology annotation, biological process: nervous system development. The record is from RefSeq and is a predicted model, not a curated record. Lineage: Eukaryota; Metazoa; Chordata; Mammalia; Pholidota; Manidae. Gene Ontology annotation, cellular component: signaling receptor complex; external side of plasma membrane.
CAAAGAGCGCGAGCCAGAGAGAGGGCGCUGAGCGAGGGAGAGAGCCAGACGCGCGCGGGGACCCACGGCCCCCUGGGCUUCCAUUGGGAAAAGUGAGAGGAGCCAGGGUUAGCGGGAGAAGGUGUUUUGAAUCUUUUCUUCGUCUUGGUGCGAAAGAAGCGACUCGGGUCUCGUCCUCGGAGCUCCCACUGGAUGGUUCUUUGGCGCUGACACCCGUCGGUGGAUUUCUUUCCUCCUCGCGGUUCAUUCUGAGCCCCACCCUCGCCGCUUCCUUCCAGCCCUGCACUCUCCAAUCGCCGCGCUCACCUCCCCAGGGCCCCUCCUGGGAAGCGCAGGGGAAUUGGACCCGCGGGGACCCGCGCGCUCCCGGACCAGCGAGGGCAGGGCUGACCUGGGACGGCUGUCGGCGUAUACGGCAGAUCCACACACGUACGUGUGCAUUGGAUUCUGGUGGGCACGGGGGGCGUUGAGAGGCAGCCCGCCGCCCCCCGCCCCCACCCCCUCCAGCCGGAGGCGAGGAUCACCGGACUCAGGAUAUUCCUCGGGCGCACUCGCUGUGCUCUCCGCAUUGGAUUCGGGACUGAUUGUCGCUGCUGGGCUAUUAUUAUUGUUGUUAUUGUUUUUACCCAAGGGAGAGAGACACAAAAACUGUGGGAUUUAUUUAACAUGAUCUUGACAAACGCCUUCUGCAUCCUCUUCUUUUUAGACGAGACCCUCCGCUCUUUGGCCAGCCCUUCCUCCCUGCAGGGCCCCGAGCUUCACGGCUGGCGCCCCCCGGUGGACUGCGUCCGGGCCAAUGAGCUGUGUGCAGCAGAGUCCAAUUGCAGCUCCCGCUACCGCACGCUGCGCCAGUGCCUGGCGGGCCGCGACCGCAACACCAUGCUGGCCAACAAGGAGUGCCAGGCGGCCCUGGAGGUCCUGCAGGAGAGCCCGCUGUAUGACUGCCGCUGCAAGCGGGGCAUGAAGAGGGAGCUGCAGUGCCUGCAGACCUACUGGAGCAUCCACCUGGGGCUGACGGAGGGCGAGGAGUUUUACGAAGCCUCACCCUACGAGCCGGUGACCUCCCGCCUCUCGGACAUCUUCAGGCUCGCUUCGAUCUUCUCAGGGACAGGGGCAGACCCUGCGGUCAGCGCCAAGAGCAACCACUGCCUGGACGCGGCCAAGGCCUGCAACCUGAACGACAACUGCAAGAAGCUGCGCUCCUCCUACAUCUCCAUCUGCAACCGCGAGAUCUCAGCCACCGAGCGCUGCAACCGCCGCAAGUGCCACAAGGCGCUGCGCCAGUUCUUCGACCGGGUGCCCAGCGAGUACACCUACCGCAUGCUCUUCUGCUCCUGCCAGGACCAGGCAUGUGCCGAGCGCCGCCGGCAGACCAUCCUGCCCAGCUGCUCCUACGAGGACAAGGAGAAGCCCAACUGCCUGGACCUGCGCAGCUUGUGCCGGACCGAUCACCUGUGCCGGUCCCGGCUGGCCGACUUCCACACCAAUUGUCGCGCAUCCUACCAGACACUAACCAGCUGCCCUGCCGACAAUUACCAGGCGUGUCUGGGCUCCUAUGCUGGCAUGAUUGGGUUUGACAUAACGCCCAAUUACGUGGACUCCAGCCCCACCAGCACCGUGGUGUCCCCCUGGUGCAGCUGUCGUGGGAGCGGGAACAUGGAAGAGGACUGUGAGAAGUUCCUCAGGGACUUCGCCGAGAACCCGUGCCUCCGGAAUGCCAUCCAGGCCUUUGGCAAUGGCACAGAUGUGAACUUGUCCCCUAAAAACCCAGCAGUCCAGGCCACGCAGGCCCCCAGGGUGGAGAAAAUGCCUUCUUUGCCAGAUGACCUCAGCGACAGCACCGGCCUUGGGACCAGCGUCAUCACCACGUGCACGUCUGUCCAGGAGCAGGGACUGAAGGCCAAUAACUCCGAAGAGUUAAGCAUGUGCUUCACAGAGCUCACGACUAAUAUCAUCCCAGGGAGUAACAAGGUGAUCAGACCUAACUCAGGGCCCUGCAGAGCCAGACCCUCGGCUGCCUUGACUGCUGUCUCUUUCUUGAUGCUGAAGCUGGCCUUGUAGGCUCUGGGAGCCUUGUUGGGAGAUUUCCAAGAGCUACAUGGAUGAGGACACCUGCCUGACAAAAUGGAAACACACACACAGACACACACACACACACACCCCUUUGCAAAAAAAAAAUUUUUUUUCCCAACUUGUCUCUGAACUUGUCUCUCCCAGGAUUCUUCUCUAGAGAAGAUUUUCUAAACCAAACAGACAAGCAGGCGGGCGGCCUGAAGCUAGCCAGGAGGUCCCCUGUCAAGGGACACCCAGUGCCAGGGAGGCACAAGGGUCUAGAAAUGCUCUUCACUGUCUCCUGGGGUUUUCCUCCCCACCCUGCUGAUGUAAGAGACUGAGGGGACAUCCUGCAGGCCAAGGGACUCUGGCUGUGGUGACGCGAGCUGGGAGCAGGAUGCCGCGGCUGCUCUUCCCAAGACACCCAUUCCAGAGAUCUGUGGAGGGCUCGGCGGGUGGCGUUGGGUGGCAGAGCAGCAAGGCUGGGCCCUGGGGCCCGCUGGGCACGUUGUGCCUCCACUUGGCUUCAAGGAUGGAGUUUCUUUCACCCGGGUGGAGCAGGUCUCUCUCUGACCUGGGAGCCCCAGGGAUGCCUGCAGAGGGUGUGGCACUGGGGACCCCUGGCUGUAGCAGGGGGCUUGGGAACAAAGCCCGCCUGGAACAGUCUCUUGGGCGCCGGGUUUCAUGCUUCCUCCUUGGUGGCAGGAAUUUUGAAAUCAAAGACAAACGAUAAUUUGUUGGCUCUUCUGGUCCAUUUGGUGGGUCUCCCCGUGGGGGGAGGGGCCCACAGAGCGUGGUGGGGGCCUGCUGCCCCAUGCGUGGCCUCGGCGGCUCUCGCCCUUUCUUCCCUGUCCCCUUUCCCACCUUCUCUUCCCUCCUUUCCCAAAGGCCAACUGUAUGUACAUAACACGGCUCCUUUCUCUACAUAUAUGUAUAUUCACAUCCAUAUACAUAUAUCGUGUGGUUUCCCCCUUCUUUCCUUUUUAUAAGAAACAAAACUAUUGAAAAAAUACCCCAACAAAUGAGCGAAAAUGUAUUAUUGUAAAGUUUAUUUUUUUUAAUAAUGUUGUCUACAAUGGGAAAAAGGAGAUGCACCCCCUGUGUCUCUGCCCCAGUUGGGUUGACUGGGCCGCCGUGGGGGUUCCGGCCCCGCAUUCACACGUAGCCAAGGCUCCAAUAAAUGUACUAGGACGCAGCCUGUGUUCUGCCUCCCUCUGGGUGUGCCUUCCCCCCCUGUUUUGUUCUGGGCUCAGCGCCCCCUCUCAGCUGCUUUCCUGGGCUCCCGGGGCACCUCGCAGGAAUGUGUAUGUGCGCAUGCCCACGGCUCCACGAAUCCCGCGUCCUUGGCGUAGGUGAUGGAGCUCCCGUAGGAGAUGAGUUUAUACUUGGCAGGUCUCGGAGCCCUGGUUGUGCUGGGCCUGCUGGACCAUUCACCUGUCACCUGCCAUCCCUCCCUUCCCAAUCAAUGCCAACGGCCAUUGGUCCCAAACUGGGAGAGAAUGAAAGUAGCUGCGGGGAUGGAGAGGGGAGACAACUAGGCAUGUUUGUAAGGCUGCUGGGUGGCCCUAUUCUCUUCUGUAGAGUGGGCUGCUGUCUGCCCCCGGACCCCUGGUUUAUUUAGUAUGUGACUGUGGAGGUGGGACUUGGCCUCUUGGGUCCCAGGUGGUCCAUCCCUUCUCAUUCUCUCCGUCUGCCCCCUCUGCCCCAUCUAGACACUGGGCCUGGAGAAGACUGGGAGGCUGCCUGCUGGCCGCAUGUAAGUGUGUAUGUGUGCAUGUGUGCGGGCUGACGAGAGUUGAGUGCACAUGUGAGUGUGAGCACACGACAGGAGGGAGGAGGGAAGGUGCUCAGUGAGGGAUGCUUCUGCUGUCAGCCUGGCCUGCCAGGCUGCCCACGAUCCCAUCCUGUCACCAUUGGGAGACAACGCCCUUUUCCAUUCCCCUAAUCCUGGGUCCCUCCAAACGGCUCCUGUUCUGGAGGAUUCUAGGAACAUCAGUCAUGAUGGGAGUCAGUGGGGUUCGCCAUGUUCCAGCCUCUGCCUUGGGGGACAGUGAGCCAACCAGCCCUCUCCCCACGCCACCACUGGCCUUUGUGUGUGUUCAGUUGGGAACCCACAUUCUUUGCAAACAGCAAAGACUGGUUAACAUUAAAUGGCUUUGGGGGGAUGUGUCUCAGAGUCUGUGGGAGAUAGAAGGACCAGGGGUAGCCAGGGCGAGAACCAAAGAACAUCUGCUCAGGAGCCAGGACAUCAGGAGGCAGGAUCUACAGGGUCAACAGGCUGAUGCCUCUGUGACAAAUGACCACUAACUGUUGUCCAGUUGGUUGACUUGGGGCCUGGUACCUACCUCCUACCAGACUUGGGUGGGAGAGGAUGCUAUGUUAUAUCUGGUAUCCUUAAGGGGAAAUAAGCCUUUGGUUGCAUACUGGGAGAGAGAAAAUUUCCCAGAAGGAAAUGAGGUGCCA